Messenger RNA from Branchiostoma floridae (Florida lancelet), 1075 nucleotides. RefSeq names its product 39S ribosomal protein L28, mitochondrial-like. The transcript is spliced from 9 exons. NCBI's taxonomy places the organism in Eukaryota, Metazoa, Chordata, Leptocardii, Amphioxiformes, Branchiostomatidae. The record is from RefSeq and is a predicted model, not a curated record. Gene Ontology annotation, molecular function: structural constituent of ribosome. Gene Ontology annotation, cellular component: mitochondrial large ribosomal subunit. The coding region runs from base 2 to 931 and encodes 309 amino acids.
AAUGUUUAUUUCACCUCCAUCGGUGCUAGGGCUGAAGCCUUAUUUCCGGUACUGGAAGUGGUUUAACAGGGACGAAAGACUAUCAUACAGAUACACCCCUGCCAUGAUCAGCAGACUUCCCAAGCAUUACCUGGACAGUUUGGACCCUAAGACACCAACACCUGUCCACUACAAGGAAGAACAGGGAAAGUGGAAAAUACACCCCAAAUCUGGAGAGAGACAGAAAGUACAGAACAUCCCUCUGCCCUUCUACCCCAGCAGGGCGUAUGACACGGGAUUGUGGGGAGGGGAAGGCUUGAUCCAAGGUUUCCGCAGGAAGAACGACGAUAAGAUGAAACCCAAAGUGAAGCACAUGUGGCGUCCACAGCUGAUUGAACGGCACUUGUACAGUGAAAUUCUGGACAAGACGAUAACUACAACUGUCACAUCAAGAACAUUAAAUCUCAUUGAUGAGGCCUAUGGGUUUGACCAUUAUAUCCUUAAGACUUCCCAGGAAGACCUGAACUCUCAGCUGGGUAUGGAUCUGAAGAGAGCCAUGUUGAUCAAGCUGGUGAGAAAAGACACAGACCUCUACCCAAAUGAUCCAGAGAAAAGGGAGAGGAUAUACAACAAAUACAAGGACUAUGUUAUACCUGAGGAGGAGGCUGAGUGGGUGGGGCUCCGACUGAAGAUGGCCAUCUUUAAGAUGCAGCAUGAGGAAUACAAGCCUCCUGUACCCCUGAUGGAAAAGUACAGGAGACAACUUAUUGCAGACCUCAAAGACCGAUCCAAAAGGGAAAAAGUGGGUCAGGAGCCUGCAGUAUUCAUGCCUGGGGCUGGGGGUCCACAACAACUGGAUACCAAACAGGAGGAAGAAGGAUCUUGGUCUUCUUGGUUAAAACCUUCAAAAUCCAAAGAAGCAGAGUCACUGAAAAAGACUGGUGAUAGAUAAAUAUUACACGUACAUGUAAGCUUGCAACAUAUUUUUCCUUUGUAAACAUCAUAGACACAUACAUGAACUUCAGCAUGAAAGACAAAACUUUUUUCCAGAAUUACCAAGCUGAAUGCAAUAAAAUAAAAAUCCAUCAGACUGUGA